UCCUCCAGCGGAUCACACCACGGACACUGUAAAAAUGGCGGCUUCACUCUCCCGAUGGACCGGAAGCUCCCUCACAUUCAAAGCUCUGCCGAUCACAGCAGAAGCAGCCUUUGGGACGGUUCCUCCACAAUUCUCCAUCACGGCGGAAGUCCUCAGACGUAUCUCACCUCUCUGGAGAUAAAGACGCCAUGGUAUAUAACGGUGCUCCACGAAAAGGAGCGCUGUCUUCUGAAGCUGGGAGAAGAGAUCAAUCGCCUCUCCAGGUUCGAGGUGGAGACGAAGCGGAAGGAUCAGAUCAUUUCAUCCCUCAGAAACGAGAUCUCCAAACUUCAGGUCGAUCUCCAGCACCUGAGCCGCCCA
Staurois parvus is the source of this 360-nucleotide messenger RNA. Lineage: Eukaryota; Metazoa; Chordata; Amphibia; Anura; Ranidae. The record is from the annotation of a GenBank genome assembly.